AUGCAGCGCGACGCCAAGCGGAAGGCGGAGAGGAAGGGCCCGCGGCUGUUCGACGCCGCGUCCUUCGGGAAGGACCUGCUGGCGGGCGGCGUGGCGGCGGCCGUGUCCAAGACGGCGGUGGCGCCCAUCGAGCGCGUGAAGCUGCUGCUGCAGGUGCAGGGCUCGUCCCGCCAGAUCCGCGCCGAGCGGCGCUACAAGGGCAUGGCCGACUGCCUCCUGCGCAUCCCGCGCGAGCAGGGUUUCUUCAGCUUUUGGCGUGGCAAUUUGGCAAAUGUUAUCCGGUAUUUUCCAACACAAGCUCUAAACUUUGCUUUUAAGGACAAAUACAAACAACUUUUCAUGUCUGGAGUUAAUAAAGAAAAGCAGUUCUGGAGGUGGUUUUUGGCAAACCUGGCUUCUGGCGGCGCGGCCGGAGCGACGUCCCUAUGUGUGGUGUACCCGCUGGACUUUGCCCGCACCCGGCUGGGCGCCGACGUCGGGAAAGGUCCGGAAGAGCGGCAAUUCAAGGGCUUGGGUGACUGCAUAAUAAAAAUAGCCAAAUCAGAUGGAGUCGUUGGCUUGUACCGGGGGUUCGGUGUCUCCGUCCAGGGCAUCAUUGUGUACCGAGCCUCUUACUUUGGAGCUUAUGACACAGUUAAGGGCUUACUCCCCAAACCUAAGGAAACCCCGUUUCUUGUGUCGUUUUUCAUCGCCCAAGUGGUGACCACGUGCUCUGGGUUCCUGUCCUACCCCUUCGACACGGUGAGGCGGCGCAUGAUGAUGCAGAGCGGCGAGACUGAACGGCAGUAUAAAGGAACCUGGGACUGCUUUCUGAAGAUAUACCAGCAGGAGGGGGUCGGUGCGUUUUUCCGUGGCGCCUUCUCUAAUAUCCUCCGUGGGACAGGGGGUGCUUUGGUGUUGGUGUUAUAUGACAAAAUUAAAUACUUGCUUAAUCUUGAUAUCGGAGGUCAUUCCUCAGGAGAUUGAGAAAUGCAUCUAGCUUGUUAAAUAUAAGUUUCAUAGCUGCCAUGUGUGUACAUUUUAAUAUAUUGUGUUUAUUACUCAGUAUCUUCUAAGUGCUAAUUCCGCUAUAAAGCACAGACUGUUUUCAAGGUUUUAAAUACUAAAAAUCAGAUAACUGCUAAGUAGGCUCUCUUUCUACUUAGACUCAAACUCACUUUAAUGAGACAUUGUGUUAUUUCUAUUAGUUUAAAAUCCUUUUCUUACUUUUGUGAUGAAAAAAUAAAAUGUGUGCUAAAAU
Molecule: messenger RNA, 1240 nt
Organism: Talpa occidentalis (Iberian mole)
Lineage: Eukaryota; Metazoa; Chordata; Mammalia; Eulipotyphla; Talpidae
Gene: SLC25A31
Product: solute carrier family 25 member 31
Biological process (GO): mitochondrial ATP transmembrane transport; mitochondrial ADP transmembrane transport
Cellular component (GO): mitochondrial inner membrane
Molecular function (GO): ATP:ADP antiporter activity
Source: RefSeq, a predicted model, not a curated record